Messenger RNA from Zingiber officinale, 798 nucleotides. Its product is annotated as glutathione S-transferase T3-like. Bases 1 to 798 code for a protein of 265 amino acids. NCBI's taxonomy places the organism in Eukaryota, Viridiplantae, Streptophyta, Magnoliopsida, Zingiberales, Zingiberaceae. The transcript has a single exon. The record is from RefSeq and is a predicted model, not a curated record.
AUGGUUUCAAAUGUUGAGGGUACAAGAAAGCGUUCAAGUUGGACAAAGGUUGAAGACGAGGUCUUAGCGAGAAGUUUUGUCACUAUCAACAAUAAUCCAAUAAUCGACAAUGAUCAAAAGAUGGAUGAUUUUUGGAGAUGUGUUGCAAGCUACUACAAUGAGAAUCAUCCUCUAGGUUCAAACACCAAAAAUGCAAAUGUUAUACAGUCACAUUGGCAUAAUACAAUCCAAAAGAAAGUAUAUCGAUUCAACGUAAAUUAUAAUAGUGUUUACAGUUCAUAUCGAAGUGGUCAUAGUGAUGAAGAUAUAUUGAGGUUUGCGUACGAAAAAUAUCAAUAUGAAAAUAAUGGCAUUGCAUUCAAUCUCGAACAUGUGUGGAGAAUUGUCAAAGACCAUCCAAUGUUUACUUCACAGUCCGCUGAUCACUUUGUGGCCACAAAAAAGAAGGGGACCUCAGAGUCGGGAGCAAGCAAUACCUCCUCCAACCAAGAUGUGAGUAUAGACCUGGAUGAUGAAGAUACUUGUCCAAUGAGACGGAAGGCAGUAAAAAGAAAGAGAAAAGACAGUAAAUUGACCAUGGAGGAUCUGACAGUAAACUACAAUAAUAUUUUCACAAAGUUCACUGAGUACACAAGCGUGAAGAAGUUCGAAGACGAUCUGAAACAAAAACAACUCGAAGUAGAGGAGAUUAAGGUAAAAGCUGCCUUGUCCAAAUUUGAAGCUAAGAAUCAUCGCUUGAAGUUGAAUAUUGAACAAAGAUACCUCGCAGAUGACAAAGAAAUAGCUUAUCAUACAUGA